AUGCAAGACCCUACAAUGCCGAAACCAGAUGUUUCUCACGAUGAAGCCGCAGUUCGGCCGGACAAGCUUACCGAUACCAGUGGUAUACCGCGUGUCCCAUUGACCGAGGAGGAUAGCAAGAGGAUUUGUCGUAAGACUGAUCGGACUAUCCUUGUUGUUCUGGCUUGGGUGUACUUUUUGCAGAUCCUCGACAAGACUGUCCUUGGAUACGGUGCAACCUUCGGUUUACAGGCGGACACAGGCCUCACGGGAAACCAAUACUCGCUUGUUGGAUCCAUCGGUCCCAUUGCACAAUUAGCCUGGCAACCUUUCUCCUCUUAUCUCAUUGUUAAGGUUCCCCAUAAGAUUUUGAUGCCAUUGCUUUGUCUAGGGUGGGGGCUAGCGCAGACAUGCAUGGCUGCAUGCCACAAUUUUAGCUCUUUGAUGGCGGCUCGCUUCUUUCUCGGUCUUUUUGAGGCGGGUUGCCUGCCGCUUUUUGGUGUUAUCACCAGUCAGUGGUAUCGACGAGCAGAGCAACCAAUUCGGAUCGCCGCCUGGUACAGUACCAACGGUCUAGCAACUAUCGUUGCUGCUGCGCUAUCAUACGGACUGGCCAAAAUUGAGUCUGACGUGUUGAAAUCGUGGCAGAUCAUUUUUCUGGUUGUUGGCUUAAUCACCGUGGUUUCUUCUCCCAUCGUCUAUUGGCGCUUAGACAACGACAUCUCUACUGCUCGGUUCCUCAGCGAGAAUGAGAGGUCUCAAGGAGUAGAGCGCCUCAGAGCCAACCAGACUGGAACCGGAAACACUGAAUUCAAGUUUAGUCAUGUUCUGGAAGCCAGUUUAGAGCCAAAGACCUAUCUGUGGAUUGGAAUGGCAAUGCUCCUCAAUAUUGGUGCAAGCGUGACUAAUAUUUUCGGUCCAUUGAUUUUGAGUGGACUUGGCUAUGACAAGUACAGAACUACUUUGUUGACCAUGCCAUUUGGUGCCUUGCAAUUCAUCAUAAUCAUCCUGGCCAGCUAUCUGGCCCAAACCGCGCGAGUGAAGAGUGCCAUUAUCGCAGCUUUCAUGCUCCCAGUCAUUGGUGGCCUAGCCAUUUUAUACGCCGUGGCUCGGACCAAAUCCGUUCAGAGUGAAUUGCUCGCUGGCUACUAUUUACUCGCAUUUUUGUUUGGCGGCAAUCCGUUGAUUGUGACAUGGAUAAUCGGCAACACAGCAGGAACCACCAAGAAAUCAGUAAUCAUGAGCCUCUACAACGCGGCAAGCUCAGCAGGAAACAUCAUCGGCCCGUUGCUUUUCAAUGAGAAGGACAAGCCAUCCUACCACCCAGGCUUACGCGCGUGCCUCGGCAUUUUCAGCACCUUGGCUGCAGUGGUGCUAAUUCAAUGGGUCAAUCUCUGGUUUCUCAACAAACAACAAGCUCAUCGGCGUGUUCGCAACGGCAAGAGAGCCGAAAUUGUGGACCACUCAAUGCAAACCCAUUAUCACGAAAUGCAGGAGGAUAACCUAGAGGAUGCUGGACCCGACACCCUGCAGGUGGGAGAAAACGCCUUCCAGGAUCUGACUGAUCGUGAGAAUGAUGAAUUUGUAUACAUUUAUUAG
Molecule: messenger RNA, 1578 nt
Organism: Penicillium soppii
Lineage: Eukaryota; Fungi; Ascomycota; Eurotiomycetes; Eurotiales; Aspergillaceae
Product: putative MFS transporter
Exons: 2
Coding region: 1-1578 (525 amino acids)
Biological process (GO): transmembrane transport
Cellular component (GO): membrane
Molecular function (GO): transmembrane transporter activity
Source: RefSeq, a predicted model, not a curated record